This is a messenger RNA of Ilex paraguariensis (yerba mate), 2610 nucleotides long. The record is from the annotation of a GenBank genome assembly. Lineage: Eukaryota; Viridiplantae; Streptophyta; Magnoliopsida; Aquifoliales; Aquifoliaceae.
CGCAGCACCUCACUCACACAGAAAUGAAACUCAGGGAACCCUAGAUUUUCGCUUAUCAGUUCCAAAGUUUUCAGUUUUCACAGAAUCACACUCGCACCCCGAAAAUGCAGGACUUCAUCGGCUCAGUUCGUCGAUCUCUAGUCUUCAAACCCUCCAAUGGAGCCGAAGAUAAUGGUGGACUUGGUAGUGGCUUCGGUGGAUUUGUCGAAAAAAUCGGUUCGAGCAUGAGAAAAUCGAGGAUCGGGCUCUUCUCGAAGCCUUCAUUCCCUGCGUUGCCUCCGAUUGCGAAAUCCGAAGCGGUGAGUGUGAAAAAAAACGAGGCACCGCAAAUCCGGUGGAGAAAAGGGGAAUUGAUCGGGUGUGGUGCGUUUGGUAGGGUUUAUAUGGGGAUGAAUCUUGAUUCUGGAGAGCUACUUGCUGUCAAAGAGGUCUCAAUUGCAGGGAAUUGUGCUUCCAAGGAAAAAACACAGGCUCACAUUUGGGAGCUUGAGGAAGAAGUGAAGCUAUUGAAGAAUCUCUCCCAUCCAAACAUAGUUAGAUAUUUGGGAACUGCCAGGGAGGAGGAAUCAUUGAAUAUUUUAUUGGAAUUUGUUCCUGGUGGAUCCAUCUCCUCACUCCUUGGAAAAUUUGGAUCCUUCCCUGAGUCUGUUAUUAGGAUGUACACCAAGCAGCUGUUAUUGGGCUUGGAAUACCUUCACAAGAAUGGAAUUAUGCACAGGGACAUCAAGGGGGCAAACAUCCUUGUUGAUAACAAAGGGUGCAUUAGACUUGCAGACUUUGGAGCAUCCAAGAAAGUUGUUGAGCUGGCUACUAUAACUGGUGCCAAGUCUAUGAAAGGUACCCCUUAUUGGAUGGCUCCUGAAGUUAUUCUCCAGACUGGGCAUAGCUUCUCUGCUGAUAUAUGGAGUGUGGGAUGUACUGUUAUUGAGAUGGCUACUGGAAAGCCUCCUUGGAGUCAGCAGUAUCAAGAGGUCGCUGCUCUCUUCCAUAUAGGGACAACAAAAGCGCAUCCACCCAUCCCCGAGCAUCUCUCCGUUGAGGCGAAGGAUUUUUUAUUAAACUGUUUACAGAAGGAACCAUAUUUAAGGCCAGCUGCAUCAUAUUUGCUAAACCAUCCAUUUGUUACGGGAGAGUAUCAGCAAAACCAUCCUGUUUUUCGCACUUCAGUCAUGGACAAUUCUGGCCAUCGGAUGGCUGCACUUGAGGUGGACCUUAAGAAGUCCAUGAACUCUGAUAUCAGGAGAACCUGCAGUGGCUUCAAGGAUGUUUGUGACAUGGGUAGUGUGAGAAGCUCAACUAUACAUUCUGAGAAGAUCUCACGAAGAGGGUCCAUUUGGACAUCAAGCAACUAUGAUGAUGACAUGUGUCAGAUAGAUGAUAAAGAUGAUCUUAUGCUUGAUGAAUCAAUGAAGCUCAAUUCUGCUUUACUUUCCACUGAUUUUAACAAGAGUUUCAAUCCUAUGUCCGAGCCCAAUGAUGAUUGGCCAUGCAAAUUCGAUGAAAGUCCAGAGUUGGAGAAAAGUAAAAUGAAGUUGGAGAAAAGUAAAAUGAACUUAUUUCAUUGUCAAAUACUUAAAAAGCCUGGUGAGAGCCCGGCAGCAACUGGUACAGGGGAUAAUGACUUCACAUUUCCAUGUGGGCCAUUAGCUGCUGAGGAUGAUGAUGAAGUUACCGAGUCGAAAAUUAGAGCCUUCCUGGAUGAAAAGGCUUUAGAUUUGAAGAAGUUGCAGUCACCUCUAUAUAAAGAAUUUUACAAUUCAUUGAAUGCUGCUGGUCCUUCAAGUCCUGUUGGAACUGCAAACAAAGAAAAUCUUCCAAAUAAUUUGAACCUACCUCCCAAAAGCAGGUCACCCAAUCGAGUGCCAAACAGAAGACUCUCUGCAGCUGUUGAUCUUGCCUACACUGCAAGUUCUGGUAGUCAUCCCAAACGUCUAUCAAACAUGGGUGGUUUAAACCAUCAAAAUACUCAGGACAUUCAGUCGUCUCAGCCUAGUGAAUGGAAGGAUGAUCUUCUUGAUUCUCAGCCAGAUCCCAUUAGUCCAAGCUCAAGCUUCUCUGAGAGGCAAAGAAAAUGGAAAGAAGAGCUUGAUGAGGAGCUUGAGAGGAAAAGAGAGAUGAUACGUCAGGCAGGUGUUGUAAAGACAUCAUCUCCCAAAGAUCGGAUUCUAAAUCGACAAAAAGAACGAUUACGAUUUGUAUUUCCAGGAAAAUGAGCAGAUUAUGCACCAGGCAAGUGGCAUUACCAUCUCUCAACGAUUAUAUGUUUAAUUGACAGAGAGCGAGUCGCUACAAUUUGGAUUCCAGGCUCAUGAAUGGAGGUAUCUAUAUUUACGCCUAUAGCUUGCGGAUGAAAUCGUGUUUUCUUAUUAAGGGUGUCGAUGUAUGUAGCUCUAUUUUUGUUAAAAAAAUGUUACCUAAUAAUUUAUACAGUGGCUACCUUGCCAUAUCUGCCUGAAGGCAAGCAGGCUGACCACCCAACCAUUGUAUUAAGUCCAAGUGGUUCACCUGUAUAAACAAUCUGUUUGCGAAUAUUGGAGCAUGUAUGUUAUUGAGGGAUAUGUAAUAGUAAUAUAGAAAGAAAAGGUGUCGUUUGAGUUUUGCCAAGGUGAG